Dama dama (fallow deer) is the source of this 1527-nucleotide messenger RNA. RefSeq names its product eukaryotic translation initiation factor 2B subunit beta (gene EIF2B2). The transcript is spliced from 8 exons. Lineage: Eukaryota; Metazoa; Chordata; Mammalia; Artiodactyla; Cervidae. Gene Ontology annotation, molecular function: guanyl-nucleotide exchange factor activity; translation initiation factor activity. Gene Ontology annotation, biological process: translational initiation. Gene Ontology annotation, cellular component: eukaryotic translation initiation factor 2B complex. The record is from RefSeq and is a predicted model, not a curated record. Bases 78 to 1133 code for a protein of 351 amino acids.
GACCUCUCCUGCCCCGGAAGUGCAAGCUCGGAGGUCUGCCAGGUGUGGAUUCCGCCCGCAAGGCGGCUUCUUUCGAGAUGCCAGGGGCAGCCGCCAAGGGCUCGGAGCUGUCCGAGAGGAUCGAGAGUUUCGUGGAGGCGCUGAAGCGGGGCGGCGGGCGGCGCAGCUCUGAGGACAUGGCCCGGGAGACUCUGGGACUGCUUCGCCGCAUCAUCACGGACCACCGCUGGAGCAAUGCAGGGGAGCUGAUGGAACUGAUCCGCAGAGAAGGCCGGAGGAUGACGGCCGCGCAACCCUCAGAGACCACCGUGGGCAACAUGGUGCGGAGAGUGCUCAGAAUCAUCCGGGAGGAGUAUGGCAGACUCCACGGACGCAGCGACGAGAGCGAUCAGCAGGAGUCUCUGCACAAACUUUUGACAUCCGGGGGCCUGAGCGAGGAUUUCCGUUCCCAUUAUGCUCAACUUCAGUCCAACAUCAUUGAGGCAAUUAAUGAGCUGCUGGUGGAACUGGAAGGGACAACGGAGAACAUCGCAGCCCAGGCCUUGGAGCACAUCCACUCCAACGAGGUCAUCAUGACCAUUGGCUUCUCCCGCACAGUGGAGGCGUUCCUCAAAGAGGCCGCCCGAAAGAGGAAAUUCCAUGUCAUCGUGGCAGAGUGUGCACCUUUCUGUCAGGGUCAUGAGAUGGCAGUCAAUUUGUCCAAAGCAGGUAUUGAGACAACUGUCAUGACUGAUGCUGCCAUUUUUGCUGUUAUGUCAAGAGUCAACAAGGUGAUCAUUGGCACAAAGACCAUCCUGGCCAACGGUGCCCUGCGAGCUGUGGCGGGAACUCAUACUCUAGCACUGGCCGCAAAACACCAUUCCACCCCACUCAUCGUCUGUGCUCCUAUGUUCAAGCUUUCCCCACAGUUCCCCAAUGAAGAAGAUUCGUUUCACAAGUUCGUGGCUCCUGAAGAAGUCCUGCCUUUCACAGAAGGGGACAUCUUGGAGAAAGUCAGUGUCCAUUGCCCCGUGUUUGACUACGUCCCUCCAGAGCUCAUUACUCUGUUUAUUUCCAACAUUGGUGGGAAUGCACCUUCCUACAUCUACCGCCUGAUGAGUGAACUCUACCAUCCUGACGAUCACAUCCUAUAACCACCACUCGUCCUAAGCAGAAGUUGCUUAGGCAAAGACAGAAUGGAGAGAUUUCUGUGCCACGACUGAAAUGCAUCUUCCUUGUAAUGGGGGAGCGAACAAGAGUCAGCCUUAGAAAACCUGAUACUGUUUCCUGCCAUUGCGGUCAUCCCAUAACUGAGAUGCAUCUCCCAGGACUGUUUUUUGUCUCUUGGAUCUUACAGAGCCAGCAGAGCUUGAUCUCUUGAUUUUGGAGCCUCUUAGUGACUUGGAGUAUCUGUUUCAGGAACUUAAACUUCCUGGUUCAGUGGUGUUUUAAACACAACACCGAAGACUUGCUGGGCUACAGGUUUUUGCUCAGAAAUGACUGCCACACCUUUUCCGAGGCCGUGCCAAUAAAAGCUGCUUGAAGGUU